GUUAAAGGUUGACAGUAUCUCGGAUAUGUACGCAGAUUGUGUUGUUCUCCAUCACUUCGACGAGAAAAAAUGCCAUUAAGAGAGUGCUGAACUAUUGACCACACAAUGAGCUCAUUAUCAGCAUCAGCCGCUGUGUUUGUACCCGGAAGGAGCUGGCAACCAGCACCAGGCCCUGUCAGUUCAGCAGCUGCAGCAAGGACCGAUGUUCAGCCGCAGCAGUUCACCAGCGCUGGACCUGCUGAGUUUGUACCAGGAAAGCCAUGGGCUGGCGGGGACGGACUAAACUCUGGGCAGCCACAACAGUGGUCUAACGGGGAAGAACAGUACCAGGCACAGUAUGCCAAUAGAUCACAGGAGCCCCAGAGCAUCCAAUUGGUGAGGGAUGUGUUAGGAAGUCUGAAUAGCAAUCCAGGCAUGUUUGAAGACCUCAUGCAUUCCCUUGUGGCACGUCUCAAUUCGACCAUCGUUUCAGACGAUGAACUGAGUGCAAUUGCCAGUAUCAUAUUUGAACAGUCAGUUUCGGAGCCAAACUUCAGAUAUACAGGAGCCAGAGCCUGUGAUUAUUUGACUGUGCAUCUUAAACUCCCACCACCAAUUAAAACAUUCAGGGUACACAUCAACCAAAGAGUGAAAGAUCCCGUCGAAAGAAGGGAACAAAUGGCCAAAGACCCAAGACAGAUGGGACGGUUACAUGGCGCUACCAUGUUCCUCGCAGAAUUAUUUCUGAACACAGAGGUGGAAGGUAAGAGGAUAGCAAUUUACCGAACAGCCCUGACUGAACUGAUGGAUACGUUGGUAAAAAACGCCAGCGACGAAAACCUCAAAUGUCUUGGCCAACUGCUCAAGCUUUCAGGUAAAGAGAUUGAAGACUACGAUAAUGCGCAGAAUCAGAGCACAGUAUCCAAGACUUUAAAUGAAAUAUUCAAUGAGGCGAGGAGGCAAACAACGAGGGACACCAUGGACAAGGGCAUCCGUGUGCUGUGGUUGCAGCUGUUUGAGCUGCGAGGGGCCAAGUGGGGUCAAGCGGAAGUGAAGUACAACAGUAGUUCAGGUCCACCUGGGGUAGCUGGUGGUAAUGUCUGCAUGGCAGCGGGAGGAGAUGCACCACCAUCUACAGCUGAGUUCACGAAUGAGCCAGUCUUCUACAAUAACCAAGGUCAAGUUAUCACCGCUGCAGAAGCAGGUUUUGGUGAUGAGUUAGAUGCGGAGUAUGACAACUACACCUGUUACGACGAAUCUGCAGUAGAUCCCUACGCUGACUACGACUUGGAUCCGAGCCAUUAUCAACCAGACGCCAAUGAAGGGCUUGAUUAUGCCGACGAUCUGGACGAAUUAGAUGCUGAAAUCCAAGCUGCCUUCAGUGACUUCCUCAUCGAGUCUGGGCAGGGGGCACCCUCAUGAAUUAUUCAUACAUAUUCAAAUAUGUAAAAUACAGUAUUGAAUACAUUAUUUUGUUGCCAUACUUCCAUAGUAUUGAUGACCUCUGAGUGAGUGGUGCACCUCAUUUACUACAAGAAUAAAGUUAUGUGAAUGAAUAAAUCAUGAAUAAUUCAUGAUAGGUCAAGUAACGAAGAGCAUAUCUGUCAUGAACGGUUCAUGAACGUAAAAUUUAUUUAUAUUAAUGUUUCCAAUGUUAAAGGUACUACACAGGAUUGGUUGAGCUGAUGAAAUAGUCGCAGAGAGUGUUCAUGUUUUGUGGGAUCAACUAUAUACAUGAAAUAACAAACCUUGACAAGUUUUGGCCUAAUUUGUGGUGCGAGUCAGGAGAAAAUUGUGAAAAAACAUACACAAUUUUCAGUUUGAAAACACAUUUUACCUAAAUUUGGUUGUAACAACCGACAUCAGCUGUUCUCGAACAAUAUGACUUCAUUUCAGAGGGAAAAAUUUCACACAAAAAUGGUUCUUGUAAGAAUUUCAUAAUCAGUUAACCAAAGUUAACCAAAAUUAAACAGCGUUUUUUUAACUUACCAAUCCUGUGUAAUACCUUUAUAAGAUUAUGGCAGUAUACUUACAUUAUGGUACAACUUGUAAAGCACACAUGCAGUACAUGUUUUGGGCAGCUAAAAUGUGUGAAUUAUUUUGGGCAUUCAGCGAGCAUUUCAAAAUCUGUAUAAAGCAAAACCCUACUCACAAGAGAUUUCUUGCUUGUUUCCUAUCACACCAAUCACAGGCAUAUUACCUUUUUUUUUUUACCGAACUCAGGAAAGUAUACAGUGCUAACACACAUCGGUUUGUACUGGUGUAUGGGUUAAACGAAAAUUAAUAUUCUUUAUCCCUGAUGCAAAUUUAACAUCUGUUAAAACAUUGGCAAGCAUUUUAUGUGAUAACUUUCACACUGACUGACCUUUUGUGAAAGCUUUCAAAAAUCAGAAGUUAGGUAGGGUCAUAGAUUGGUAAAUACUCCCCAAAUUUACAACCAUGAAAACUUGACUUGGUCAUGGUGGUGAGAAACACUGCAGCUAUUUAUAGUGAUAUACUUUUUGGAGAAAGGAUCCCCUUCAAAGAAAAAUUAAAUGGCUCAGAUAAUUUUUUGGACCAAACACAUGAUUGAAUCUGAGAAACGAUUCAUGCAUGAAUCGUUUUUCAGAUCUCUCAGGGUUGGUGUCCAUUCUUGAAUGCUGUGGCCAGACAUGCGCAGACCUGCCAACAUUGGCAUCCAAGAAAUAGGGACAAAUCUGGACUGAUUUUGUUGCUGUUGCGGGAGGUGAACAUCGGAAACUGUACACUUUUACUUUUUUAGGAGUCAAACUUCGGGUCUCCUGCAAUGUGAUGCGGUUGGUACCUGCCGGCGUCUCACUAAACAUGGAUGUAUUCAAUAUUGGUGUGAAAAUAAAGUGACAGUUUCUGGCUGUUUUCUCAGAAAGUAGACACUGUAUUCAGAAAAAAAACUAUCACGUGUGAACUGAUUGUAUUUCCAGAAGACGAUCAGAGCAUACUGAUCGAAACGUUGAGUUAAACCAACGGUUCUUUUCAGAACUACCCCAACUCAUUUAGAGAUAGUCAUUACAUGGUGUUACUGCAAACUCUUCUAUAUCUAUAUGAUUGUUUCUCUCUUAAUAAUUUUAGAUUUACAUCAGCAUUACAUUAAAAGUACAAUUCCAGUACAAUCUAUGACCCUACCUCUAAAUAAGUCCUUCCUUAUUCUAGCCAUGAACAACAAAUUAACUGAUCAAGGGAAAGCAGCGUUUGAUGUCGCUGAUGUAUAUAACUUUUUUGUUAAUCUAACAGUUGUGAAUUCAACACUUUUGAACCCCACUUUAUAUAAAAAAUGUGAAUGCCCAUGUUAAAAAUGUAUAACUCAAUGGACAAGUAAAAUGUUGCCUAGUGUUGUUAAUCAUGUUAAUACACAUACACAUGUACAUGCAUCUGAGCAUUAGCUUAUUGGCUACGAAUGGUCAAGUCUAUAAUUUUAUCGUUAAAAGGGCAAGGCCAUUUUCAUGUUGCAAAGGCACUUCCAUGGGAAAUCUUUUGAAGGGGCACCAAGGCCAAAACAAGGGGCAACGGAAGCCAUGGCCUUCUUGUAUUUCCAGGCCUAAAUUGUGUUCUUAAACUCAUCAGCAACUAUGUGAAAUUUGUUAAACAUUUCUCUCCUGCAAAUGUUUAAAACUUGGCAUAUUCAGUCGUCACAUCAUCAAAAAAUGGAGAAGAAUUCUUAUUGUGAUUAGCACUCGUACCAUCUUUUAUGUAAAUAAGUGAACUUUUGAUUUUAAAAUUAGGUUGUUUUAGCGGUUCCUUAAACUGCGUGUAAGAACUGAGGGUUCGGAAUUUCGUUUCGGUUUCAGUUCGGAAUAAGUCGAUACUUAUUUGAGGUAAUUCUUCGUACCUUACACUGAGACCAAUUUUCACAAAGAUGGAUCUUUACCCAGCAAGGACCAUUCAUAUUUGUAUGUAUUAUUACACCACUGCUAAGUAGGACUUGAAACUUUGCAUGGUGGAAAUACGAUAUGGAAAGGUUUGCGGUAACACCAUGUAAUGACUAUCUGUAAAC
Messenger RNA from Asterias rubens (European starfish), 3988 nucleotides. RefSeq names its product polyadenylate-binding protein-interacting protein 1-like. The coding region runs from base 106 to 1401 and encodes 431 amino acids. The transcript has 11 exons. Gene Ontology annotation, molecular function: RNA binding; translation activator activity; protein binding. NCBI's taxonomy places the organism in Eukaryota, Metazoa, Echinodermata, Asteroidea, Forcipulatida, Asteriidae. The record is from RefSeq and is a predicted model, not a curated record. Gene Ontology annotation, biological process: regulation of translational initiation.